AUGGAAUAAGAAAUAGAUGUAGAUGUAAGCUCUCAAUCAUAAGAGCAACAAGAAGAGAAAGAACCUUUUGAAGAUUUAAUUUAAGAAUGCGAUGAAAACGCUAGAAAAUUAGAGAUACUGUAUAUUUAAAAGGAAAAUGAAUACCAAGAACUUUGUAAAACUUUGAGUGAUUUAUAGGAUCAAAUAUGGAAUCAUUAAAAAGAAGAAUAUGAGCAGAAUUCGAUUAACACUGAUUAGUAAAUUAAGAAAGAAAUAGAAUAAUUAUCAAGAUUGCUUGCUGAGAAAGAAGAAAAAAUUGAAACCUAUGAAAAAGAAAUUAGUAACAAGAUGGAUGACGACUAAUUAGUAAGAAUGAGAUCUAAGUAUAAAGAAAUUUAAUAGCAUAAAGAAAUCAAUUUAAGAAAACAAUAUAAAACUGCUAUCAGUGGAGAAUAAGAGUAAUAUCCAGCUCUUAGGCAAUAUGCUGAAGAGUUAAAGCAUGAGCUAGAUGUUAAAAAGGCAAUAAAAGAAAAAUUAGAUGAAGAAAUAAAGAAAUCAGAUGAAUCUAUUAAAGAGCUUAGAAGGAUGAAAAGAGAUGGAGCUUCUCAAGAACACGAACUGUAAGAAGAGAUAGAAAAUUUAACUUAGAGAUGA
This is a messenger RNA of Tetrahymena thermophila SB210, 633 nucleotides long. RefSeq lists its product as hypothetical. The record is from RefSeq and is a predicted model, not a curated record. NCBI's taxonomy places the organism in Eukaryota, Ciliophora, Oligohymenophorea, Hymenostomatida, Tetrahymenidae. The transcript has 5 exons.